Molecule: messenger RNA, 1340 nt
Organism: Leguminivora glycinivorella
Lineage: Eukaryota; Metazoa; Arthropoda; Insecta; Lepidoptera; Tortricidae
Product: odorant receptor 43a-like
Exons: 8
Coding region: 1-1278 (425 amino acids)
Biological process (GO): detection of chemical stimulus involved in sensory perception of smell; sensory perception of smell
Cellular component (GO): plasma membrane
Molecular function (GO): olfactory receptor activity; odorant binding
Source: RefSeq, a predicted model, not a curated record
AUGACUUUAAAAGGAGUGUAUGAGGUUUUGAAGAAGAGAUUUGAUGAUGGUAACGUCGAUUCUCCUCUGGAUUUCAAAUACGUUGGUCAACUCCAAUUCGUAAUGAGUACCAUAGGGUCUUGGCCAUAUAAGAAAUUCGGACGAAGCACUUUGGCGGUCAUCUUGUCGAUAUACAACGCCAUUUUGAUAUUCGUCGGCGUCAUUUUAUUAGUUCUGGGCUUUAUGUACAUGCGGGUCAAUAGAUUCAAACUGUCUUUUUUCGAUUUGGGCCAUAAUAUUUUGUGUUGGAUUUUCGACCUUUUGUAUAUCCAAAGACUCUUAACAGCGAGGACCGACAAAUAUCAAGAGACAAUAAAGGAUUAUUUACACGCCUUUAACUUAUUUUACUUUAAGGGACGAUCAUCAUAUGCUGCAAAGGUACACGAACAAAUCCACGUCAUAUCGGGGAUGUUCACAAUCUACGUGAUGUGGCAGAUGGCUACUGGCGUGUCCCUGUUCAUUUUCUAUCCGUGGUUCAACAACUAUAACAGGGGCAUGUUUGGCGAAAAUCGACCCGAAAACAUCACUUUUGAACAUUCUGUAUAUUAUUAUAUGCCUGAUGCUGUUUAUACUACUGCAAAAGGAUAUUGGAUGUUAUUCGUCUUCAAUAUCCCAACUUCCUACUUGACCACAAUUGGCCUCUGCGUGUUUGACCUCCUACUUUGCCUCAUAGUGUUCCAAAUUUGGGGUCAUCUGAGAAUACUGAAGUAUAAUUUGGAACACAUGCCGCUGCCGGAAAAUGGUACAAUGUACUCAGUUGAAGAGAAUGAUCAAAUAAGAUUAUUAUUGAAGGAGAAUAUAGUACAUCACAACUUUAUUAUAAAAUUCGUCGACAGAUGCUCAGACGCCUUCAGCGAGUAUCUAUUCGCGUUCUACCUCUGUAUGCAGUUCAUCACCUGCAUUCUACUGCUGGAAGUGACAUCUUUUACUGCUGAUUCACUGGCCAAGUACGGGCCCUUGACCAUUGGCAUGCAUCAACAGCUGAUACAAGUGUCUAUACUUUUUGAAAUGCUGAACACCAAGAGUGAGCAACUGAUCGACGCAGUGUACGCGACUCCUUGGGAGUACAUGGACUCUAAAAACAGGAGGACAAUGAUGAUUUUCCUGCACAGGACACAGACCCCUGUCAGUCUGAAGGCAGCCAAGGUCGUUCCUGUGGGAGUCAACACUAUGUCUGCAGUUCUGAAGACGACGUUCUCAUAUUUUAUGAUGCUGAAGACUUUAGCUGGCGAACGAUAGAUGUAUAGAGUAGUGAGGGAAGAUAUCAUCACAUACCUACUUCAAUCAUAAAUAAAAUUUUA